This is a messenger RNA of Phyllopteryx taeniolatus (common seadragon), 1864 nucleotides long. It is a transcript of the gene rbm42, whose product is annotated as RNA binding motif protein 42. Gene Ontology annotation, molecular function: mRNA binding. Bases 352 to 1563 code for a protein of 403 amino acids. The record is from RefSeq and is a predicted model, not a curated record. Lineage: Eukaryota; Metazoa; Chordata; Actinopteri; Syngnathiformes; Syngnathidae. The transcript is spliced from 12 exons.
GCAGUAAAGUAAAGAGGAAGGGGCGGAAAUGCAACUUGAACGCUACUGGUAGCGCGGUGACGAAUGUAUUGACGGUUUUCUGGUCUGCCGGUUUUUUUGUUUUGUUUUGUUAUUUAUUUUUUAUUAUUUUUUUAAUUGUAUGAGUAUUUGUAGUUGUCAUGUACUAUUAAAGUUCGUCAUUGGUUAACAAGUAAACUAUACAGCUCGCGCUUUACGCUAGCUUUAUGAUAACAAGGACGACUACUCACCACUACAAUUUCAUAUGCUAGCUCAUGCUCCUUUCCGCUUGCUAAAGCUCGACGAGACGACAUUCUAUUUCACGUAGAAAGAAUUGAAGUUGCAAAUAAAGAAAUGGCGUUAAAAUCAGGAGAGGAACGUCUGAAGGAGAUGGAGGCGGAGAUGGCUCUGUUUGAGCAAGAGGUUCUUGGUGGCCCAGUGCCACUAUCAGGAAACCCACCUGUCAUGGAGGCGAUACCUGUAGCUUUGGCUGUCACAGCGCUACCAGUAGUCCGACCAAUUAUUGGCACCAACACCUACAGACAGGUCCAGCAAACACUAGAGGCCAGAGGGGCUUUUGUUGGACCACCACCGACCUUUGUUGGACCAGUCCCUCCAGUACGUGCUCCCCCUCCUCCAAUGAUGAGACCAGCCUUCGUUCCCCAUAUUUUACAGAGACCUGGUGGUCCGAGGCUCCAUAUCAUCCGCGGCCCUCCUGUAGCCCCUCCUAUGCCACGGCCUCCUCCGCCUCCACCCAUGAUUUCGACUUCCAUGCAGGGCCAAACACCUCAGGGCCUUUCUCCACCGAUCCAACACAUGACUACUGCACCUCCGGUCAGUGAUGUAAUGUCGAUAGUGCCCUCCCCACCCACAAGAACAGGAGUCCCGACUUCCAACAAGCCCCCUACAAUCUUUCAAGCAGCGCCAACUGUUUAUUCUGCACCUCCUGUCACUGUUGCACCCCGAAAAAAUGACGCAAGAGCUCAGCGGCAAGCCAGAAUGGAGGAGCUGGCAGCUCGGGUUGCCGAGCAACAGGCUGCAGUGAUGGCAGCAGGACUCCUGGAGAAGAAGGAGCGUGAAGACAGCGGGGCCGUCAUCGGACCCAGCAUGCCUGAGCAUGAGCCUGCACGCAAUGAGCCUGUGGAAACUUCCUCGGAAGACAAAAAGGGAAAGCCGAAGUCAGAGAAAAUAAAGAAGUGCAUUCGAACGGCAGCAGGGACUUCCUGGGAGGAUGCCAGCCUGUUGGAGUGGGAACCAGAUGACUUCCGUAUAUUCUGUGGGGAUCUUGGUAAUGAGGUCAACGAUGACAUACUGGCCAGAGCCUUCAGCAGAUAUCCGUCAUUCCUCAAAGCGAAGGUGGUGCGAGACAAGCGCACAGGAAAGACAAAAGGCUAUGGCUUUGUCAGCUUCAAAGAUCCAAAUGAUUAUGUGCGAGCCAUGAGGGAGAUGAACGGGAAGUAUGUUGGUAGCCGUCCCAUCAAACUGAGAAAGAGCAUGUGGAAGGACCGCAACAUGGAGGUUGUACGAAAAAAGCAGAGAGAGAAGAAGAAGCUAGGCCUUAGAUAGAUAGCCUUGCAGACUGCAUUGACAUCUCUGCAAAUGGACUAAGAUGUGAUUUGCUCCCCCUCCCUCCCAGAGGACACGUCACCCCCGACCCCACCCAUGGUGUUUUCUCAAGAAUUAACCCAUUUAAAAUUUUUGCUCAGCAUACAGUCAUCCCAAGUUUUGUACAUUCAUCACUGUUCAUUUUAUUGCAAGCUCAGAUCACAAAAUGCAGAUUGUACAACUUUCUUUAGAUCUAGAAGUGAAGGCUUUGUUUCACUUUAUUCCUUUCCUUUAUAUACACUGAUUAAAUAUUUGGAAGUCA